Fulvia fulva is the source of this 2292-nucleotide messenger RNA. RefSeq names its product Metallothionein expression activator. Bases 1 to 2292 code for a protein of 763 amino acids. NCBI's taxonomy places the organism in Eukaryota, Fungi, Ascomycota, Dothideomycetes, Mycosphaerellales, Mycosphaerellaceae. The record is from RefSeq and is a predicted model, not a curated record. The transcript has a single exon. Gene Ontology annotation, biological process: regulation of transcription by RNA polymerase II. Gene Ontology annotation, cellular component: nucleus. Gene Ontology annotation, molecular function: RNA polymerase II transcription regulatory region sequence-specific DNA binding; DNA-binding transcription factor activity, RNA polymerase II-specific.
AUGUUGCCAGGAACCGCCAUACAAGAGCGCCGUCGUCAGCACCGACGAAAUCAAUCGCUCGAGGUUCCUGUUCUUGCGACACCCGCCCCGCGACACCCUCCUCGACAUCCACGACCUUCACACCGUCGAGGAAUGUCGCUAGAUCAGGCCAUGCACCCACAGACUGGGUUCCGGCCUCUUCUGCCUCAAGAUCAACAGACGGGACUACCGCUCGCAAGGACCCCCUACCAACCGGACACUAACCUAGCAUUCCCACCACCGGAGCAGCAACAUUUCUCGAUCAAGCAAGAAGCGCAGGAGCAAAGCCGCCCGCCGGGCUUCCCACAGCCGCCGCCGCAAGCAGGCGCACUCGACUUCCAAUCCCAUCUUCAUCAGCAGCUGAACGGCAAUGUCAAUCAAUCCGUCAGCUCGUCACCUCAGGAUCAGGCCGUUGCGAUGCAGCAUCUGCACAACCACCUCAUGUGGUAUGAGCAGAACUUCGGCAACGGCCCAGCCAAUCCUCAACAACCCAAUCCCAACAUGCAAACCACACCUUUCGUCCAGGUCAGCCAUCCUAUCGCAGGCGAUAUGGCUGCACCGGUUUUCAUCUCGCAACCGACAAUGUCACUCAUGCCAUCAACACCCAACUCGCAAGGCCACGCACAGACCGUACCGAACACGCCACAAAAUCACGUCCAGAGCUGGCCGAGUUCACCACCUUCACACGUCAAGGACCAACGCAGCCAAAGCUAUCAGCUCGACGUUGCGCCCAUGCCGCAGAAUCAGGACGGCAGCCAUUUCACGUCACAAAGCACAGCUUUCAGCAACGGCUCUUUCAGCUAUGCAGGUGAGCAAGACUAUGCCGCUUCAGCUUACUCGUCCUCAGUUGCCGAUCCAUCGUCGCCGCCACACCAGCACAGCACACCGAUGCCGACUCUGUUCGAAGAGGGCGUUCCCGGCUACGACGAGUCGGUGAUAUAUCAAGCCGCUGGCGGAGCAGAGCAGGACUUCAACAGCCCUCACUUCAUGAUGGCUGGUGGCCCUAUGUGCCCCGAGCAGGCCGCCUUGGACGCAGCUGGAAUCGACGCGACGUACAUCGACACUGGCAUCAGCGAAGAGCAGAUCAACUCGUGGUUGGUGCACCCGACCGGCAAAGGCGAUGCGUAUCGAUGCAAGUGGGAGGGCUGCGACACAGAGAUCAAGCGAAAGGAGAACGCUCGAUCACAUGUUCAGAACCACCUCGACGAUCGCCGCUUCCGCUGCAAUCCUUGCGGCAAGCGAUUCAAUCGACUCCACGAUACCAAGCGUCACCACCUGACCCACACGAACGAGCGACCAGCCAUCUGCCCAUGCGGCAAGACUUUCGCGCGCGCGGACGCUCUGACUAGGCAUCGUCAGCGCGACAUGUGCGAGGGCGUUCUUCCAGGUUUCGAGAAGCUGGAGGAGGAGAAGCCGAAGCGUGGCCGACCGAAGAAGGAACGCUCAGAAGGUGAUCGGUCGAAGAGAUCGAAUCGUCCGGACAUGGACACCAGGGCUCGCAAGGCGGCACUCGCACGCUCUCUCGAUCACGCAAAUGCCAAUGAAGGCCUGGCAGAGAGCAUGAGCUCGGCCGCAAGUGAGCGCAGCAUGCCAGACACGCCACCUCAAGAUUCGGACGAGCUGGACGCUGGUGACUUCCUGAACAUGGACAGCAGUAACGGACACUUCAACAUGGCGUCAACGUCUUGGAUCGACACACCGCCUACAUCGCCUCCAUCCGCAGUAUCCACAAAGCACUCGCAGAGCAAGAUCCGGAUCGACUUCAGCAUACCAGAGGAACCAACCGAAAGCGUGUCACCAUCAAAGCUAUCGAGGCACUCCACGCCAAGUGCACUUCCCGGCGCAGCUUCAUCCUACAACGAUGGGUCAAGUCCAGUAGCAAACAAUAGCUCCUUCAAUGACUACUCGGGAUCAGGUGGAUUUGCUGGUGAGUCGAGCCCAGCCGACGGAGGCGUGGAUAUCUUCAACGACACGGUCAACUUCGACAGCAUGAACUCGCAUCCGGAUGUCGGCCGUGAGAUUUUCUCGCCCCCGGGAGAGUCCUGCAGCGGAUCGAGUGUCUACAACUCCGACUGGGACACAGUGCACGUCAGCAGCGUCAAGACCACUCGCGGCAUGGCCCCUUCGACAAUGUACAGCGAGAGCUUCGGGGCAACCCAGCGGACCGCCUUCGGCAUCGACGACUUUCUUGCUGGCAUCGAGGAGGAGGAUCCGUACAGCGACAACUAUAACGAUGUGCGCGACAUUCUCGACUCCUGGGUCACAACAAACUAG